AUGAGACACAGGAAGAUCUCUGCAAAAGCAUCUGACGAUGAUGAAAAUAACGGGAAGUCCACCACAACAAAUUGUCUACCAAAAAAAUCUUCACUGUCACUAAAGAAAAUCUUUAUGCUAUGUUUGGUUACACGAAUGAUCAACUCAUUAUUAGUUCAAACAUAUUUCAACCCAGAUGAGCAUUGGCAAGCUCUUGAAGUAGGGCACCGCAUCACUUUCGGGUAUGGGCAUCUGACCUGGGAAUGGAAAAAGGGUAUAAGGACUUACUUGCAUCCGGUGCUGUUUGCAGCUCUUUAUAAAGUUCUGGCCUUUUUCCAUCUUGAUACCCCUUUGUUCAUGACAAGGGCUCCACGAUUGCUGCAGUCCGUAUUUUCUGCAAUCGGUGAUCUCUACUUGUACAAAUUCUCUCAGGUCUUGUUUGGCAAACAUGUUGCAAAAUGGGCACUAUUUGCACAGUUGGUAAACUGGUUUAUGCUUUUUUGCAUCACACGUACUUUAGCUAAUAGUAUGGAGACUAUCCUCACACUUGUGAGCUUGUACUAUUGGCCCUCCUUGCGAAGGCUUUCUGCAAGUGUUUCAUCUGGUUCAAGAAAGUGGGCAUUGGCUGCAGCAGCACUAGCAUGUGCUAUUCGGCCAACAAGCGCUAUAACAUGGGUUUAUGUUGCCCUGCUUGAACUAUAUUUGACAUGUGAUAAGCUCAAAUUUGUUCUUCUUGAAGCAGUUCCUAUUGGGGGUCUGGUACUUGGUCUCACUUCUCUGUUGGAUCGCUUGAUGUACGGCUCAUGGGUCCUUGUUCCUCUAAACUUUCUGAAGUUCAAUUUCCUUUCUUCUGGUGGAGACUAUUAUGGAACUCAUGCUUGGCACUGGUACAUCACCCAGGGAUUCACGGCCAUGCUCUUCACAUUCAUACCAUUUUCAAUUUCUGGCAUUAUCAUGUCUAAGCAAUGGAAGCUUUCUGGGUUGAUUGCCUGGGUUUUAGGAAUUUAUAGUCUAAUAGGCCAUAAAGAAUUCAGGUUUGUCCUUCCUGUGCUUCCAAUUGCUUUGAUGUUUGCUGGGUAUACAUUAGCCAAAAUGAGGGGGUCUGAUCCAUCAGAAAGCAAAAUGAAAGAAAAAUUGGGCAGUAAUAUAAAUUACUUCUCAAGAGUACACUUGUCUGUGUUUUUCCUGCUUGUUACCAAUCUCCCAAUGGCCUUAUACAUGAGCACAGUCCAUCAGAGGGGAACUGAGGAUGUCAUGAACUAUCUCUCCGUAGAGGCUAUUAAUAAUAAAGUGGAAAGUAUCCUUUUCUUGAUGCCAUGCCAUGCUACACCUUACUACUCAACCCUGCACCGUAACCUUCCUAUGCGUUUCCUGGAUUGUACACCGAGUGAAGAGAAAGGGAUCCUAGAUGAGUCGGACCAGUUUUUGAUGGAUCCAGUUGGUUUUGCAACCGAGUACGCAAAAAAAUGGUCUUUACCUAGUCACAUUGUACUAUUUGACUCUCAGCAAAAACAACUAAAGGAGUUUCUAGUUUCGCAUAAUUUCCACGAGAUAAAGAGGUUCUUUCAUGCUCACUUCAAGGUUGAUCGAGAGUUACAGGCAUCAAUUAUUGUUUAUGCUUACCAAGGCCAGUGA
Messenger RNA from Fraxinus pennsylvanica, 1614 nucleotides. Lineage: Eukaryota; Viridiplantae; Streptophyta; Magnoliopsida; Lamiales; Oleaceae. The record is from the annotation of a GenBank genome assembly.